Euleptes europaea (tarantolino) is the source of this 1733-nucleotide messenger RNA. RefSeq names its product zinc finger and SCAN domain-containing protein 31-like. Gene Ontology annotation, molecular function: DNA-binding transcription factor activity, RNA polymerase II-specific; RNA polymerase II cis-regulatory region sequence-specific DNA binding. NCBI's taxonomy places the organism in Eukaryota, Metazoa, Chordata, Lepidosauria, Squamata, Sphaerodactylidae. The transcript is spliced from 3 exons. The coding region runs from base 45 to 1733 and encodes 562 amino acids. The record is from RefSeq and is a predicted model, not a curated record. Gene Ontology annotation, biological process: regulation of transcription by RNA polymerase II.
UCUGAGCUGGGAUUAGAGGCACCUUUGGCAAGAGGGUGAGAAAGAUGGCCGCCCAUCAGGCCAGUCUUAAUCUCCAGGAUAAGAGCAUGAGGGAAUUCCUACGCAGGAUUCCAGGAGAAGAGAUUAAACAGGAGCCAAAUGAGGAGCUUCUGAAACGGUGGGAAGACCAGUGGCAGGAGUUCCUGAAGACUGUGGAGUCUCCUCACUCCAGAGCCCCACAGAAGCCGGAGGAGGCUUCACCCUGGGAUGACGCCAAGGCCUUCCUGGCCUCCUUCGAGCAAGUGGCCGAAGCCUGCCAUUGGCCCAAGGAAGAGUGGGUGACCCGGCUCCUGCCGGCCCUCAGUGGAGAAGCAGAGCAGGCCUUUAACAGGUUGGAAGGCAGAGACAGGAAGGAUUACGGGAAGGCGAAGGCAGCCAUCUUGCUAGGGGAUGCCAUCAGCCGGGAGAAGCAGCGCCAGCACUUCCGGCAUUUCCGCUACCAGGAGGCCGAGGGCCCGAGAGGGGUCUAUAACCGACUCCAGGAGCUCUGCCGUCGGUGGCUGAAGGUCGAGAGGUGCUCCAAGGAGCAGAUUCUGGAGCUGCUGAUCCUGGAGCAGUUCCUGACCGUCCUUCCCCCAGAGAUCCAGAGCUGGGUGAGGGAACGUGGUCCGGAGACCUGCUCCCAAGCAGUGGCCCUGGCCGAGGAUUUCCUGUGGAUGCAGAAAGAGUCUUUGAGGUGGGAGCAGCAGGUGCUGACUGCAGGGGGGCCAGUGGAGGUGCCCCCCUCUGCUUCUGAGGUAGAACAAGCUGCGGCUGAUGCAGGAAGGAGGCCUCUGUACAUAGAGUUCAAGCAGGAAGUGGAUAGGGACACUGUCAGCAUACAGGUUGGUGACAUCCAAGAAAGUGAGAAUGGAGGGGACCUGGUCGGGAUCCCCUCUGCAGAAGCUGAGCGUCAAAGGAUGGAGGAGAAUUUCGGGAGUCAGAAUGGUCACAAGAGGAGGGUAAGGAACCACCAGACAGAGAAGUGGAGGAAAAAACCCAUCCCUUGUCAAGGUGGCGGGUUCCACGAGGCGCCGGUUCGGGAACAAAAACCAAAGGAAAAGUACAAGUGCAACGUGUGCGCGAAAAUCUUCAGCUACAAGUCGAGCCUUAAGAUACAUCUGAGAAUCCACACUGGGGAGAAGCCGUACAAAUGCUCGGAGUGUGGAAAAGGCUUCAGCCGGAGCGACCUCCUUGCUUCCCACCAAAGAAUCCACACUGGGGAGAAACCGUACAGUUGCUCGCACUGCGGGAAGAGCUUCUGCGACCUCUCAACCCUUAUUAAACAUCGGAGAAUCCACACGGGAGAGAAGCCCUAUACCUGCCUGGAGUGCGGGAAGUGCUUCAGCCAGAAGGCGAUCCUGACCUCACAUCAGCGAAUCCACACUGGGGAGAAGCCACACAAAUGCCUGGAGUGCGGAAACAGCUUCAGCCGAAACACAUACCUGACUUCCCACCAAAGAAUCCACACAGGAGAGAGGCCGUUUAAAACUGUAAGCUGCAGCGGGGGCUUUUCUGAGCAACCGAGCAUUUCCUACUCUCAGAGGAUUCACGUAGGUUGUCCAGACUACAGCGAGGGCCUGAGCCAGCCAACAGUGUGCAUGACCCGGCAGAACCUGUUCACACUGAAUGAUGCUAUCAGCGUUUACGAAUCAGAGGAAAAACCUUGUCUGGAGGCAGCAUCUUCUGGGACCACGAAGCCGCCUGCGAAUUAG